This is a messenger RNA of Ailuropoda melanoleuca (giant panda), 2756 nucleotides long. It is a transcript of the gene SYNDIG1L, whose product is annotated as synapse differentiation inducing 1 like. The coding region runs from base 426 to 1142 and encodes 238 amino acids. Lineage: Eukaryota; Metazoa; Chordata; Mammalia; Carnivora; Ursidae. The record is from RefSeq and is a predicted model, not a curated record. The transcript has 5 exons. Gene Ontology annotation, cellular component: membrane; intracellular membrane-bounded organelle.
CGGGAGCUGUCCGCGGUGCUGAAGCGGCGGCGGCGGCGGCGGCGGCAGCGGCAGGGACCCGGGGCCGGGAGCAGAGGCGCUCUCCUGGGAUCUCCACCGCGGCCACAAGGCGGGGGCGCCGUCGUUCACCGGCCCAUGCUGGGCCCCCGAGCCCCGCGGAGGAGGCGGGACCGUCCUCUGCGGGACAGGGCAGGUGUCUUCAGCACUGUGAACUCCGUGAAGACAGUGUGCAGCCUCCCCUCCCUCUCCCUGCUCCCUGCCUUUCUCACCGUUGUGUCCCCAACACCUGCACAGCGCCUGGCAGUGAGCUGACGCUCAGCUGUUAUGUGUUCCCGGGAGAGAGGAAGGAGCCAACUCUAUGAGCAGGCUCCCUGAGGACGGCUCUGCUGGCCCAGGCUCCCCUCCCCAGAGCUGCCCCCAGAACCAUGGAGAGUCUGAGUGAACUGCAGAACCCUCUGCUGCCUCGGAGCCCCGCCCCCCUGCACGGUCCCUACCCCUAUGCCGAGGCUUCGCGCAGCUGGUCAUGCCAAGACAAGCUCUACUCCUACCUCCUGGGUGGGGCUGGCUCUGCUCGCGCCCACCAGCUCCUGGACCCGGGGUCCCUGCAGCUGGCUGUGGAGGCCUGGUACCGGCCCAGCUGCCUCCUGGGGAGGGACAAAGUCAAGGAAGCCAGGGCAAGCAGCUGUGAGACCAGCUUCACGGAGAACAGGGAGCUCCAGGCUGGGCCCACGGAGCGGUCCACAGAACCUGGCCAAGAAGAAGAGGAUAUCAGCAUCCAGACUGUGUCCUACGGGGUUCAAGAGGAGCUGCAGGGCCAGGAGAACGACCAGGAGGAGGAGGAGAGUGAUGUGACCUCGACAGACAGUGAAAGUGAAGACAACUUCGUGGCACUGCCCCCCAGGGACCACCUGGGCCUUACUAUCUUCUCCAUGCUCUGCUGCUUCUGGCCCCUGGGCAUCGCUGCCUUCUACUUCUCCCAGGGGACCAGCAAGGCCAUCUCCAAGGGAGACUUCCGCCUGGCCAGCACCACCUCCCGCAGGGCCCUUUUCCUGGCCACACUCUCCAUCGCUGUGGGCGCUGGGCUCUAUGUGGCUGUGGUGGUGGCUCUGGCAGCUUACAUGUCCCAGAAUGGCCACGGCUAGUGGCCAGCACGGCCUGGCAGCCUGACUCCCCUGCCCCACCUGAGGAGUCUGUGGGGCUUGGGGUUGCAGACCUUCGGGAGACCCCGGGCCCCUGAAGACAUCCCGCCACCCCGGCUUGUUGGGGGGAGGCCUCCCGGGCCACAGCCUACAGGGCUCCCCCGUCACUUCUUCUCAUCCCCGGCCCCCGGUCCCAGAGCAGAGCCAGGGCCCCACCCUCUAGCCCAGACUAUGUGGGGAAGCAGGGGAGGGGAGGGCUGCCCACCAAGCCAUCCAGGCAGCACCUACCUCUGGCUUGAGGCUGGCUGGGAGCUCAGCCUCUUCUGCCCACCCCCGAGAGGGUCGCCUGCCUUGCCAGUGGCCCACUACCCAGCUCUGCCAGCCUCUCCACAGAGAAAAAGCGGGAGGUUACCAGAAGUGAAAAGGACACCUGGGGGCAGGGAUCUGACCCAGUGCUUUCCGCUCAUGGGAGUCUCCACCCUGGGGACAAUCUGAGCUUCCCCAACUCCACUCUCUGGCCCCAUGAGGCCAACACCCCAGCCAACCAGGAGGGAAAGACACAGAGACACAGGGGCCCCUAGCUCUUUCUGGCUCUCUCCCGUGGGUCUGUAAGACACCGUAGAUUCUAGAUAGAGAAGAAGCGUCUCAGGCAUGUAAAGCGCAGCCAAGACAAGUUCUUCGAGCUUCCUUGUGUAGGAACAAAAGGCAGAUGUGAUGACAGAGUCCUGAAACUUUGCCAGACCACAUGGGCCUCCCCACUCCACCCCUGGUCUCCACCCCCAUCACCCUUUUCUGGGCUCAUCCUGAGUGGCCCUGAGCUAACGCCAUCCCAGAGAGAGAGUGUCAUCAGCCCAGCAGCCACGAAGCAUAGGGCCCCGGGUCCGGCCCUGCGGGAAAGCAGUGAGGAGAGACCCUGAGACAUAGUGAGUAUAAAUGAGGGGAGGGGUACAGGGCUAGCACAGCUGCUGAGCAGCCGGCAGUACUCAGAAGGCUUCCUGGAAGAGGUGUCCCUUGAGCAAGGUCUAGAGGGACAAGGAAAAUUUAUCUAGGGGAUUCCUUUUCCCGUAACUCUUAGUAUUCAUGAACAGGGACAUGGCAGGAGUCUCCAAAGCUAUUUGAAUUUGGCCUCGAGCAUCUGGGCUAGAGCCAAACUACAGCCAUUUCUGAGGGCUCCUCCAACUCAGAGAAGAGGGUUGGGCAGCAUGUCUCUCAAAGACCUGUGAUGUUUUCCCACCUCUGAAUGCUGGGGGUCAGUGGUGGGCCUCUGGUCAGCCUCCUUCACUGAUGUCCCUACCCAGAGCUCCUCUCAACACUCCCAGCCACUAGGGAACAUCCAGAAUUUUAGAGGCAUCCACGCAGCCAGGAGGGCCGUACAUUGGGAAGGCAGGUCUAUCCAGGCUCGAGCAAAGGACCCCACUGUGCAAGAUCUGGGGACCUGGUCAUUCCCAGGCUGCAUCCAGAGCCCAGGGCUGUGGAACCCACCUUGUCCCACCAUCCUCCCACCCCCCUCCCCGAGCUGCCCCGCCCUCCACUCCCUACAUCCCCUGGAGUCCCACAGGCCCAGAAUCAGCAGUUUUAAUAUCCCAUUAUUGUAUAUAUUUAUCCUUGUAAUAAACA